Molecule: messenger RNA, 2744 nt
Organism: Hydractinia symbiolongicarpus
Lineage: Eukaryota; Metazoa; Cnidaria; Hydrozoa; Anthoathecata; Hydractiniidae
Product: ubiquitin carboxyl-terminal hydrolase isozyme L3-like
Exons: 3
Coding region: 119-814 (231 amino acids)
Biological process (GO): protein deubiquitination; ubiquitin-dependent protein catabolic process
Cellular component (GO): cytoplasm
Molecular function (GO): cysteine-type deubiquitinase activity
Source: RefSeq, a predicted model, not a curated record
CACUGGGGACAAGGUUGGUGUUCGUUAGGCCGCAAAAUUUCGGUGACGUAUAUUUCUCAAUUCAACAUGGCAGCAGUUUAGCAGGAAAUUUACAAAUUUACAACACAGUUUUGCAGCAAUGCCAGGACCAAGAUGGCUACCAUUAGAAUCAAAUCCAGAUGUUAUGAAUGCAUAUAUGAACAAACUUGGUGUUGAUACCAAUCAGUGGAAGUAUUUUGAUGUCUAUGGCACUGACCCAGAGCUGCUAAUGAUGGUGCCACAACCAGUCUGUUCUUUGUUAUUGCUGUUUCCAAUAACUGAGAAUUACGAAAAGUUUUGUAGAGAACAGGAAAAAAAUAUGAAAAAGGAAGAUAAAAACAUUAGCAAGGAUGUUUACUUUACAAAACAAACUGUUGGGAAUGCAUGUGGCACUGUUGGUAUAAUUCAUUCUAUUGCAAAUAACUUAGAUGUUAUAACUCUGAAGAAUGGUUGCUUAAAGUCAUUUAUUGAGAAAUCGAAAUUGGUUAGUCCCAUAGAAAAAGCUAAACUGCUCGAAUCAGAUGAGGGCAUUGCCCAAUGUCAUGGCGAUAGUGCUUUGGAGGGUCAAACAAAAGCGCCUUCGGCAGACGAGAAAGUUAACUUGCAUUUUAUAGCACUAGUGCACAAGGAUGGAAAGUUGUAUGAGCUUGACGGAAGAAGAGAUUUUCCAGUUAGUCACGGUCCAACAAAUGCUGCUUCCUUUUUUCAAGAUGCUGCAGUAGUCUGCAAGAAAUUCAUGGAGAGAGAUCCAACACUUUUGCAAUUUAACAUGAUAGCAUUAGCCAAUGCACAAUAACAUGUAGUGAAUAUCUAGUUAAUAUUAUUUAUCUUAAAAAAAUUGCAUUUUAGUUUAACUUCUUUCUGCAAUUUUGUCAAAUGAUUUUUUUUUUAAUAUUAUGAUCCUUGUUUUAUCUUAGGAUAUAAAAAAGGAAUUUUUUUUAAAAUUACACUAAUGAUUUUAAAAUUUUAUGCAGCAAAUCUUUGAGAAUUUAAGAAAAUCUUUUUUUUUUUUGCAAUGGACCCUAGAGUCUUGCUUAAGUUUUGAGCAAGAAGAUGAACUAAAUUGUCUCACUUAUCACUUACAGUGUUUUGUAACAAAUUUGCCGCCUUAUUAUGCAGAUCAAGCUUCUUUCAUUUGUUAAGAGUGAUUCAAGCAAGCACAAUAUUUUUAACCAUCUUGAGACAGUUAUUUAAAAAUGUUUUUGUCAUGGCAAAACUAUCUUAAUGUUAUGUAUAAAACUUACAAUCACAUACAUUCUCAUUCUGAUUGGUCAAUUUUCUAUAAUUAAUCGCAAAUGUUGAACAUGCUGUUAAAGUUUGUGGUUUUCACAAUUUUAGUGCAGAAAAUAACCCAAGGCCUAAAAGCUAUUCAAAUAAAUUGAAAAUAAUCUCAUAAUUUCAUUAUUUUAUGGCAAUAAUCUGUGCCAUGAAUUGGAAUCUCAAAACUUGUCUUUAAAAAAUCAAAUGUCAAAAGUUGUAAUGUUGGAAAUUCUAGCUUAUUAUUGAUUUUUUUAUUGUGAGGUUUUUUCAGCCUGAUUUUAGUAACAAACGCCUCUUUUUACUAAAAGUUGCUUCUAAAGAGUUCUUAACAGUUAUAAGAAACGCCCUAACGUAAUAGAAGCAAACACAGUAUUCAUAUAUGUACAUAUUCAUAUCCAAUUACUAAUUCAUGAAGCCUCCUCAUUGUUAUUGAAGUUAGCAAAUAUAUAAUAUAAAUCAAGAGACAUUGUAUAGAAUAUUUCAAUCAUGCAUUCAUGCUAAAAUUAAUAUUAAUCAGACACCCUCCUUCUGAUGUUAUAUAUAUACUUUUUUACACAUUUCCUACGUGCUGGUCAGCCAUGUAAGAUGCAUAUUCUGCAACAAAAGCAAAAGAUGCGAAUGAUUUAAAUGUUUUUGUUCCCUAUGUUUCAUAUGUUAUGUGUAUGUUUAUUUUUCUACUUAUCAUUACUUUUAUAGUUUUAAGCAUGUCAUAUGAAGAUACAAUAAAAGCAUUAAAAAUCAUCUCAACUGUAGCUUUGGGACAAUAUGCUGGCGCAGCUGUGUAUGGCGCUGUUGCAGUUCAACCAGCUCUGAUUGAGCAAAAUGAUGUGCAAGGUGCAUGCAUGACAAUGCGUUCCAUUUUAAAGAGGUCAGUGAUCAUGCCACUUAGUCAAAUUAUCAGUUGUACUUCAGCGCUGGCUGUGUAUAUCAAAACGUAUCGUACACCCAAGCAUGAUGCGUACUGGCUAGCAUCUGGUGGCUUGAUGCUUGCUAUGAUUCCCUUCACCGUCGCUGUGGUUGGUCCUAUUAAUAUGCAGUUUCGUAACGACGAGGAAACGUUCAGUGGAGAUGAACAGAAGUGGAGUGAUCUGCUUUCUGAGUGGUUGACGUUUCAUACCCCACGAUCAGUGAUAGCAAUGUCUUUAUUUUGUAUUGGUGUGUACAAAUUGGUCAGGUAAUCUGAAGUUACGUAACCGAAAAAAACUGCACAAACAUUCACUCAUACAUUUACAAAUAUAAACAAAGUGAUAAUAAGAGUGGAUAAUUUAGGUGCUAUAAAUUUCGCUUCUAAAAUGUUUUGUUGUCAUUCGAAAGAACAAUGUGUAAAUUUUGUGUUUGUUGUGUAUAUAUAAUUUUUGUGUUUCUUACAAUCCUAACCUAAUUUUAAUUUUAAUACAUUAUACACGCGGGAGAAACGCGCUUGGAACUUGUAACUUGUAAAAGAAGAAGAAUAGUGAAAGUAAUGA